CUCCAUAAAGUCGUCUUCCUCGAUACUCCCAAGGCAUCCGCCCCAAUUCACUUGCACCCAUAAAUCAUCAGAGGAGGACCUGGAUCCAUAAGACUUGAAAAUGGACUUUCUAGGGAUAGAUUUUAGCUGUGCCUUUGGAUCGCUGCGGAGCGGCCAGAUUCCGCAUAAGGACUGCCUGCUUCCCAUUAUCUCCAAGCUCCUCGGUUAUUGCAUCGUCGCCGCUUCCACCACCGUCAAAGUCCCUCAGAUAUUAAAAAUUUUGAAACAUAAAAGCAUCAGAGGGCUUAGUACUGUAGCCUUUGAGCUGGAAGUUGUUGGCUAUACCAUUGCUCUGGCUUAUUGUCUCCACAAAGAGCUUCCAUUUUCAGCUUAUGGGGAGUUGCUAUUUCUUUUAAUCCAAGCUAUAAUUUUAGUCGCUAUAAUCUACUAUUAUUCUCAGCCUGUGGGAAUCAAAACAUGGAUCAGGGCAUUACUUUAUUGUGCUGUGGCACCUACUGUUUUAGCUGGUCAAGUUGAUCCAGUCCUGUUCGAAGCUCUUUAUGCAUCUCAGCAUGCGAUAUUUUUCUUUGCCAGGGUCCCACAGAUAUGGGCAAAUUUUAGGAACAAAAGCACAGGGGAACUCAGCUUCUUAACAUGUUUAAUGAAUUUUGGAGGUUCCAUGGUGAGAGUCUUUACAAGCAUCCAAGAAAAAGCUCCAACAAGCGUUCUUAUGGGCUCUGUGAUUGGUGUUGUGACUAACGGAAGCAUCCUGAGUCAAAUAAUUAUAUACCAGAAGCCACAGGUGAAGAAGGGGAAGAAAGUAGAAUAGAAGACAAUACCUGUUUACAGUUAGCACUUUGCUUGAAUUCAAGGUUAACUGGUGCUGCAGGUGAUCCAGCGUGCUAUAGCUACCCAUGCAUAUGGGAAAAUUGAAAAUUAUCCAUUUAGUUAAUUAUUAUUUGAAAAUUGCUUGAAUUCAAGGUUGGACAGAUGCUGCGAGUGUGCCAGUUUGUUCUGGUUGUCAAUGCACGAAGGCAAGUUACCUAGAUUCUUACUCUCAAGAUGCAGUUUAGAGUUGUUUAUUGGAUGAGUAUCACUUAGUGUCGCCAUAUAGUGUUCUCCUUUGGUUCAUCUUUCUUUUUUCCUUUUUAGCCUUUUAAUGAAGUGGGUUUUGACCUUUACCUCUGGAUAAAACUUCAUUACUUACAUUUAAUUUGGCCAAUAUAUGGAUCUCACUAUUUUAUGCUUAAAA
Messenger RNA from Vitis riparia (riverbank grape), 1231 nucleotides. RefSeq names its product mannose-P-dolichol utilization defect 1 protein homolog 2. The transcript has 8 exons. The record is from RefSeq and is a predicted model, not a curated record. The coding region runs from base 101 to 808 and encodes 235 amino acids. Lineage: Eukaryota; Viridiplantae; Streptophyta; Magnoliopsida; Vitales; Vitaceae.